This is a messenger RNA of Fukomys damarensis (Damara mole-rat), 1605 nucleotides long. RefSeq names its product LIM domain only 2 (gene Lmo2). Gene Ontology annotation, molecular function: DNA-binding transcription factor binding; transcription coactivator activity. Gene Ontology annotation, cellular component: nucleus. The transcript has 3 exons. The coding region runs from base 258 to 830 and encodes 190 amino acids. The record is from RefSeq and is a predicted model, not a curated record. Lineage: Eukaryota; Metazoa; Chordata; Mammalia; Rodentia; Bathyergidae. Gene Ontology annotation, biological process: positive regulation of transcription by RNA polymerase II.
GGCUACGAGGGACAGUCCCCGAAACCGGCUCGGCCAGAAAGUUUGCACUGGAGCUGGCACCGCGGCGCUUGCAGGCGCGCAGGUGCAUCCGGGGCGCGUUCAAGGCUCCAGUGGGCUUCCCUCUCUCCUCUCGCUCCUUCUCUUUGUCCGUUUGGUCUUGCGAAGGGGGAUAUUCCAAGUGGAGGCCUCCGGAAUCCCCGACGACCUCCUUACUGGUCCGCAGGUGGAGCGGCUGUAGCAGCGCGGGUAACGGGCAGAUGAGGGGGCUCUGCCCGCGCACCUCGGAGCUCGCCCCGGCCUCGGGAGACUUCCUGAGCCGCGAGUCCGGAGUCAGUCUGGGCACCUGGACUCUUCCUCCUCAGCGUCCACCGAGGGAGGCCUGUGAGCCUGAAAAGGAACCAGUGGAUGAGGUGCUACAGAUCCCUCCAUCCCUGCUGACAUGCGGUGGCUGCCAGCAGAACAUCGGGGACCGCUACUUCCUGAAGGCCAUUGAUCAGUACUGGCACGAGGACUGUCUCAGCUGCGACCUGUGUGGGUGCCGGCUGGGUGAGGUGGGCCGGCGCCUCUACUACAAGCUGGGCAGGAAGCUCUGCCGGAGGGACUAUCUCAGGCUUUUUGGCCAAGAUGGUCUGUGUGCGUCCUGCGACAAGAGGAUCCGCGCCUAUGAGAUGACCAUGCGGGUGAAAGACAAAGUGUACCACCUAGAGUGCUUCAAGUGUGCCGCCUGUCAGAAGCACUUCUGUGUCGGUGACAGGUACCUGCUCAUCAACUCCGACAUCGUGUGUGAGCAGGACAUCUACGAGUGGACUAAGAUCAAUGGGAUGAUAUAGGCCAGAGGCCCCGGGAUGGUGUCCGCUGAAGACGCUGGUGCACGGUGUCUUCGCGGCGUCUUCACUCUUAGGCACUGUGGGGAUUCGUGGGUGGGGUGAGGCAUUUCUGAGGGGAUGGUGCAGACGUACGGGGAGCCGAGACAUAGCCUCUGGGGGAUAUAACGCAAGGGCCAAGAUUUCAGUGUGACAGCAGGACCAGCUCUCUUAGGACUUCUGGUCACCCCUGUCCGUAGUAACUGACAUGAGUAGUGGAAGGAAGGGACAUUUAGGGACAAAUGGGCACUGCCAUCGUGGGCGGCUCUCUCAUCCACCAACGGGAGGUGCUGCAUACGGACAGCUUCUUAGGAUUUUUGAGGCUUGCAAACUAGAGGCACGCAAUCGAUUUCUUCCUGGCUCCUGUAACAACUCUGUUCCGGUCACUGUCUGUUACGCAAGGGAGGGGCGGGCAGGCGAGCGGCCCUCCUCCCUCUUCUCUUGGCCAUCUUCCCAAGGCCUUAAGCUUGGGGCCCCAGAGCAACUGCACAGAGACACAUUUCAGUUGGGAAUGAAAACCACGACUCUUAACCGAACAGUUAUUUAAAGCAAUGCUGGGGAAUCGUUGUUUUUAGACACCUUAGUUUUGAGGUGAGGAGUUCCAGAUGGUUUCUAUACGAAUGUAAAUCUAAGAAAUCAAAGUUGUUCAGCUAUUUUAUUAUCUUAGAUUAUAUCAAAGUAUUUGUUGUGUGUAGUAAAAAAAAAAAAACCACCUCUGCAGACUUAAUAAAAACAACUGACU